This is a messenger RNA of Rodentolepis nana, 384 nucleotides long. The record is from the annotation of a GenBank genome assembly. NCBI's taxonomy places the organism in Eukaryota, Metazoa, Platyhelminthes, Cestoda, Cyclophyllidea, Hymenolepididae.
AUGGCACCUUUGAGCACUCAAGAUACAACGGAAUCGAGCGAAGCGGCUCAUUCAGCAAUAUCAACAAACCAUGCUUCAGUGGAAUCCACUAGUGACACUAGCUCCCAAAAUGCAAAAAUUCAGGAACAAGUUAAGGUGGUCAUCAACGAUUUGGCCAAGAAAAUGCAUGUGCCACCAUCAGCAGUUAUCGCGAUGAUAGUCGGAUUCGCCCUCUUUCUUCUCCUUAUUCUCUACUGCAUCUGCAAACGCGGUAUCUUUAAACGGCAUCGAAAAGAUAAGACCGGAAAGAAGAAGGUGGAUAUAAAAUCAGUCCAACUUCUUGGCAAACAGCUCGGCAAAGAUCAGGUUGUCUGCUGUCACUCAUACUCUCUUGUUAAUAUUUAA